Messenger RNA from Ostreococcus lucimarinus CCE9901, 1002 nucleotides. RefSeq lists its product with no specific name. Gene Ontology annotation, cellular component: cytoplasm. The record is from RefSeq and is a predicted model, not a curated record. The transcript has a single exon. The annotation marks the transcript as partial. Gene Ontology annotation, molecular function: cysteine synthase activity. NCBI's taxonomy places the organism in Eukaryota, Viridiplantae, Chlorophyta, Mamiellophyceae, Mamiellales, Bathycoccaceae.
AUGACGGACCCCAAGCACUGGCGGUCGACGCACGCGAGAAUCGCGAACGGACCGGUGGUGCCGCAACAACUCAUCGGUGGGACGCCGAUGAUCGAUUUGAGUGAAUUCAGUGCGAAUCCAAAGGUGAAGAUUUAUGGCAAGUGCGAGUACUUGAAUCCGAGCGGGAGUAUUAAGGAUCGAAUCGCGCAGGAAAUUUUGGCGAGAGCGCUGGAAACGGGAGAGCUGAAGGCGGGGAUGACGGUCGUCGCGGCGACGAGUGGGAACACGGGUGCGGCGAUUGCGAUGGCGUGUGCGAUUCGCGGGUUUCCAUACAUCGUGAUUACGAAUCAGAAGACGAGCAAGGAGAAGAUUGACGCCAUGCGGGCGUAUGGGGGGGAGGUCAUCGUCGCACCGAGCGGGGUGCCGGCGGAUCACCCGGAUCAUUAUCAAAACAUCGAAGCGACGAUGUGCGCAAAAAAUCCGAAAUUUUAUGGUGUGAAUCAAUACGACAAUCCGUACAACGCGGAUGCGUACGAAAAGACACUUGGUCCUGAGAUUUGGUCGCAAACCGAAGGGGCGGUGACGCACUUCGUCGCCGGUGGCUCGACUGGCGGUACGAUCACAGGCACGGGUCGUUAUCUUAAGAGUGUCGACCCGACGAUUAAAAUCGUCUUGGCCGAUCCCAAGGGAAGCGUUCUGUGGGAUUAUUUUGUGAACGACAUUCCUGAAGAAGAACUCGUGGCGAAGAGUUGGGAAGUCGAGGGUGUGGGUAAAGAUUCCAUUCCGGGUGUACUCGACACCGAAUACAUUGACGGCGCCGUCAUGGGUGACGACAGUAGUUCCUUCCGCAUGGUUCGCACGGUUGCUGAAUCUUCUGGUGUCUUGCUCGGUGGUAGCUCCGGUCUAAACCUGCACGCUGCUCGCGUGCUCUCGAGUCACAUCAAGGAGGGGACCAUCGUCACGGUACUGUGCGACAGCGGUGUCAAGUACUUGUCCAAGAUCUAUAACGAUGAGUGGCUUCAA